Letharia columbiana is the source of this 642-nucleotide messenger RNA. RefSeq lists its product as uncharacterized. The record is from RefSeq and is a predicted model, not a curated record. Bases 1 to 642 code for a protein of 213 amino acids. The transcript has a single exon. NCBI's taxonomy places the organism in Eukaryota, Fungi, Ascomycota, Lecanoromycetes, Lecanorales, Parmeliaceae.
AUGCUCUCCACGAUUCCACAUCAAAUCAUCACUCAGCAAGCGGAGAACACCACUGUAACUUGGCCUGUCAUCCCCACUGCAUUGAGGAGUAAGAGGAGGAACUACAACAGGCAAAUGCGGAGAACACUGCGGAGAAACCAAGCGGCAACAAGGCCACCAUCGUCAAGAACACGGCUCAGCUCUCCAAGAUCCCACGUCAUAUGCUCUCCACGGUUCCACAUCAAAUCAUCACUCAGCAAGCGGAGAACACCACUGCAACUUGGCCGUUCCAUAUCAAAUCAUCACUCAGCAAGCGGAGAACACCACUGCAACUUAGCCUAUUAUCCCCACUACAUUGAGGAGCAAGAGAAGGAACUACAACAGGCAAAUGCGGAGAACACUGCGGAGAAACCAAGCGGCAACAAGGCCCCCAGCACCAAGAACACGGCUCAGCUCUCCAAGAUCCCACGUCAUAUGCUCUCCACGGUUCCACAUCAAAUCAUCACUCAGCAAGCGGAGAACACCACUACAACUUGGCCUGUCAUCCCCACUGCAUUAAUAUGGUACAUCACUAUAAUAACGUCACAAGAGGAGGAUCUACUAUCACAGUCAAUUGGGCCUCUACAGAAGGAACAUCGGACGAUACAUAUUUGGACGAAUUGA